Molecule: messenger RNA, 1966 nt
Organism: Ricinus communis (castor bean)
Lineage: Eukaryota; Viridiplantae; Streptophyta; Magnoliopsida; Malpighiales; Euphorbiaceae
Product: acetylajmalan esterase
Exons: 5
Coding region: 788-1891 (367 amino acids)
Molecular function (GO): hydrolase activity, acting on ester bonds
Source: RefSeq, a predicted model, not a curated record
CCUCAAAAGUGUUAAUGGGAUCUUGCAGAGGGAGUUAUAAAGGCUUCAUAUUCGUUCAUUGCUCCAAGUUAACUUCACCUUAAUAAUGACAAACUCCAUUAAGGCAUGGGCUCAUGUUGACAACUGUGGAAUUGGUCCUAAAUAACUCCUUAAAUUGUUCUUUCAUUUACCAGUAACAGGUCCAAUUGGAUGUGGGCUAUACGAACCUAAGACUUUAUCUCCUGCUUGGGACAACGAUCAACUUACAUUCUCUAAUGCAUUCUUAAUUUCCACAAAGUGCCAAUAUAAAUCACAAACUAAAAGAGGGAACAUGUAAAUAAUAAUUACUUAUUUUAAAUUUGCAUAUUCUCCACCACUUAAUUAUCCUAAUAUACAGGAGUCAAAUGCGAAGAACAUAUCUAAACUUCAUAUUUGUUUUAAAGUGACAAGGUCACCGUGUACAAGUUGUUUCUAUCAUUAGCAUAUUUGUCAGCAAACUUCAGAACAAAAUACGAAAAUAGAAAUAACAACUAUCAUCAACAAACUCAAUCGGAUGCAUUAGUCCAGAUUUAGCCUCACAAUAUGUGGCUUACAGUCGUGUUAGAAACACAGAAAAGUACUAUAAAUAUGCUAGAAUAAUUCAUAAGCAAAUCACCUCCCCUGUUCUUUUUCUCAGUUUCUGUUCUUUUCUCAGUUCUAAAGAAAAGAAAUACAGGAACUGAGAAAAGAACUUGGGGGGUGAAAUUAUUAAUUCUAACAGGACAGGCAUUAAUAACUUUCAUACUGCAACAUUACUCCCUCUUCAGCCAUGAGUAUCAACGUAUCUUUCUUCCUUGUUCUUAUGAUGGGCUCAUUGUUUCUCCUUUCUUGCGAGGCACAAGAUCUUAAGGCUUGCAAGUUUGACGCAAUAUAUCAACUGGGUGAUUCAAUCUCGGAUACAGGAAAUUCCAUAGUGGAAAUUCCUCCAGCUUUUCACAGUCGCUUGCCUUACGGCGAAACGAUUGGUAAAGCAACGGGUAGACCAUCAGAUGGAUAUCUAAUGAUCGAUUUUAUAGCACAAUCUGCUGGUCUUCCAUUUCUUGAACCUUAUGAAAAUCCGAAUUCGAAAUUCACUCACGGAGCAGAUUUUUCAGUCGCUGGUGCCAGAGCUAUGUCUGCGGAAGAUCUAUUGAAAUUAAAUCUUGAUGUUGGAUUCACUAACAGUUCUCUUAGUGUACAACUUGGAUGGCUUAAAAAGGUUCUAUCAACUGUCUGCAACGGCCCUAAAGAUUGUCAGGAGAAACUCAAAUCAUCCCUCUUUAUGGUCGGGCUUAUUGGACCAAAUGAUCUUAUGGCUGGACUGUUUAAAGGUGACGGCAUUGAGAAAGUAAAGACAACUGUGCUACCUGCAGUUCUGCAAACCGUUAUAGAUGGUGUCCAAACUGUUAUAAGCUAUGGUGCUAGCCGAGUCGUCGUCCCUGGAGCCUACCCAUUAGGUUGUACGCCAAGCUUACUAACAACAUAUUCAGUAAACAAGUCUGCUGCGUACGAUUCACUCGGUUGCUUAAAGGAUUAUAAUGACUUUUUCGCGUAUUAUAAUACCCAGCUCCAAAUAGCUCUUGAGAAUUCAAGAAAAGCAAAUCCAAAUGUAAUCAUUAUUUACAGUGACUUUUACAGUGCGACCCAGUCGAUUUUGGAUAAUCUUUCAACUCUUGGAUUUAAAGCAUUUAGAAAGGCUUGUUGCGGGAUUGGAGGUGAGUUUAAUUUCACCCCUACAAUGCAAAAGACAUGCGGAGCUAAAGGUGUACCAGUUUGUCCAAAUCCUAAGGAACAUGUGUUUUGGGAUGGAGGACACUUCAGUCAUCAUGCAAACAUGGUAUUAGCAGAGUGGCUGAUUAAGGAAAUGUUGCCUCAACUUCAUUGUAGUGCUUGACAAAUUAUGGCAUAUGUUAUCCUUCUAAUGUAACAUAUCUGUAAUUCAUCAAUAUAUAUAUAUAUAUUUUUAUCA